CCAAUGAAGAAGGAUGGCGGUGAGACGCUGAACCCCCUGAACAACAUGCCACACGUGAUCUCUGACAGGAAGAUGCCUGGUCAGAAGCUGGACCUGCCAACGGAGAGAACGUUCUCCACGAUUCCAAGAGGAGAAGAUGAGAACGAAGGCGUGUGGGAGUACCCUUCGCCACAGCAGAUGUUCAACGCUAUGCUCCGUAAGGGCAAAGCGGAAGAUAUCCCUGAAGACGCCGUUGAGAGCAUGGUUGACGUGCACAACUUCCUGAACGAGGGUGCAUGGCAGGAGAUCCUGGAAUGGGAAAGACCAUACAUUGAGAAGUUCAAGAAGCAUCCACGUCUUGCACAGUUCACAGGCAGACCUGACGACCUGUCACCAAGAGCCCGUAUGUAUCUCCAGCUCUCCAAGGUGUUCCCGGAAACCUUCAAUCCACAGCCUCCGUUUGACAGACACGACUGGUAUGUCCUGAGACCAAACGACAAGGAUGGCUGGGAUCAGGUUAGAUAUGUCAUUGAUUACUACGGAGGACCAGACGAUGAGCAUGGGAUGCCAACGUUCUUCCUGGACGUGAGACCUGGCCUGGAUAACUUUACCAACGCCAAAGAUCGCUUUGUACAUUGGUCUAAGCCGUUAUGGGACAAGGCCAUGGGUAAGGACCAGUCGUAAUGGUGAUACCCAUGCUGAGGCCUAUUGGCUCCGGAAUGAAGAUCAAAUUGCUCAACUCUCUUGUCCAUAAUAUCCGCACGCAAUUUGCUUCUCUGGGGUCCUUUGGAGGGUUCUCGUCUUAUAUUCUUCUUACCAUUCCGUAUAGGUGUAUACGGGUGUGUGUGUCACGUCGAUUCUGAUUCUAACAUGACGUUGCUUUGUCUGAUCAAAUUCUGUAGAAAUUCUAUAUACAUGGACU
Messenger RNA from Williopsis jadinii, 901 nucleotides. RefSeq names its product holocytochrome c synthase CYC3 (gene CYC3). Lineage: Eukaryota; Fungi; Ascomycota; Saccharomycetes; Phaffomycetales; Wickerhamomycetaceae. The record is from RefSeq and is a predicted model, not a curated record. The transcript has a single exon. Gene Ontology annotation, biological process: cytochrome c-heme linkage. The coding region runs from base 4 to 663 and encodes 219 amino acids. Gene Ontology annotation, molecular function: holocytochrome-c synthase activity. Gene Ontology annotation, cellular component: mitochondrion.